AUGUCUUCACACGUCGAGAUCGGGAUUGACGAUAUGGACGGCGCCAACGGGCAUGUCCCGACGUCAGCAACUUCAAAUGAUGUUCGCGAUAUGCACCGCAUGGCACUGCCAUUCAAGCUUCAUCGACGAUUCACAUCACUGACCGUCUUUGGAUUUGCUUGUAUUCUUGGAGCGACUUGGGAAUAUGCCCUUGUCACGAGUUUGGCUGCGUUGACAAAUGGUGGCUCUGGAGGAGUAAUAUGGCUUUUCUUCGCGGUCAUGUUCGGCAUGUUCAGCGUCGUUCUGUCAUUAGCGGAGAUGGCAAGCAUAGCACCUACCUCAGCAGGUCAGUACCACUGGGUGAGCGAAUUUGCGCCGCCCAAGUAUCAGCGUAUUGCCAGCUACGGUGUCGGCUGGUUCACCGCAAUCGGUUGGCAAGCAUCAGUCGCCGGCAAUGCGCUUAUCAUCUCCCAACAAGUUUCUGCUUUGAUCGCCUUCGUCAACGGAAGCUUUGAAAUCCCAUCAGGCUUCAAUUGGCUCACAAUCGUAUUCAUGAUUGCCGCCAUGAUCAUCUCAACUGGAGUGAACGUCUACGGCGUUCGUCUAUUGCCAUGGCUGGAAGGCGUGAUGUUCAUGCUCCAUAUUGCUGGCUUCUUCGCCAUUCUUUUCCCAUUGUGGAUCAUGGGCGAGCGCACUUCCUCGGAGGAAGUUUUCUUCACAUUCCAGGACAAUUCUGGUUGGGGUAGCAUUGGACUCGCAUGUCUUGUUGGAAUCCUCGGCCCAACCGUCACCCUUGUCGGAGGCGAUUCCGCUGCUCACCUCGGCGAGGAAGUCAAAGACGCCUCCAAAGCUCUGCCGCAAUCGAUGAUCUCAACAGCUUUGGUCAACUACAUCAUCGGCUUCAUCAUGACGAUCACUGUACUGUCCGUGUCCGGCAACUUCGAUGAGGACCUCGCCGAAAACCUCGGCGGCCAACCCUGGAUCGCUGUGGUUUACGCCGCCACACGAUCUCGCACCGCGACCAUCAUCUUCACCGCCUUGCUCAUCGUCCUCUUCUUCUUCUGUACAAUCAACUGCAUCACAACGACCUCCCGACAACUCUGGGCCUUCAGCCGAGACGGUGGUCUCCCCUGCUCCGAAUGGCUCGCAAAGGUCAAUCCAACUAACGGCGUACCCGUAAACGCCCUCAUCACAACCUUUGGAAUAACAUUCAUCCUCUCCUUCAUCGCGGCAGGUUCCACCAUCGCCUUCAACAACAUCAUCAGCAUCAGCCUCGUCGGUCUCCUGCUAAGCUACGGCUCCACGAUUUUCACCAUGAUGCUGCGCCGCGCCCGCUCCGAACCCUUACCUCCUUCAUACCUCCAGUACCCCAGACCCAUCGGUUUCGCCAUCAACGGAUUUGCGAUGAUUUUUGUUUCCAUCGCGUUCAUUUUCGUAUUCUUCCCCACGGCCCCGAAUCCGACUCUCGCGGGCAUGAACUGGAGUGUACUGAUUUCUGGCGGAGUCAUUCUUUUCGCGAGUGGCUGGUAUGUCGUGGGCGGGAAAAAUAAGUAUUUCGGUCCGGCGGAGAGGAUUCGCAAGAUGGAGGUCGAGCAGAGUCGGGAGACGAGCAUUGCGCUCAGCGUCCCGUUCACGACCAAGGAAUGA
This is a messenger RNA of Dissoconium aciculare CBS 342.82, 1626 nucleotides long. RefSeq names its product amino acid transporter. The record is from RefSeq and is a predicted model, not a curated record. The coding region runs from base 1 to 1626 and encodes 541 amino acids. Gene Ontology annotation, biological process: transmembrane transport. The transcript has 8 exons. Gene Ontology annotation, molecular function: transmembrane transporter activity. Gene Ontology annotation, cellular component: membrane. NCBI's taxonomy places the organism in Eukaryota, Fungi, Ascomycota, Dothideomycetes, Mycosphaerellales, Dissoconiaceae.